Molecule: messenger RNA, 5792 nt
Organism: Loa loa (African eye worm)
Lineage: Eukaryota; Metazoa; Nematoda; Chromadorea; Rhabditida; Onchocercidae
Exons: 32
Biological process (GO): lipid metabolic process; phosphatidylinositol-mediated signaling; small GTPase-mediated signal transduction
Molecular function (GO): phosphatidylinositol-4,5-bisphosphate phospholipase C activity; guanyl-nucleotide exchange factor activity
Source: RefSeq, a predicted model, not a curated record
CUUCAACGCAUCCAAGUGGUUCCGGAGCACAUGGUUUUAUAAUUGAUGAUGGAACGAUUGCUUUAUUUCAACCGGAACUUGAAAAACUUCGACAUAUAUUGCAUUUUCCCGAGGAAUUAGCCUUUCAGUUAUCAGCAACCGAAUAUCAAUUAUUUUAUGAGAUACAACCGAUGGAUUAUGUUCAUUAUGUGAGCUGCGACUUAACUUCAGUACCAGUUGCAGAAAAUCCAAGUCCCAUUCGAAAUCUUAUUAAACGCUUGUCUGAGAUAAGUUCGUGGAUAACCCAUCUUAUAAUUAGCAUGCCAACUUCUGAGGAACGAAAAACAAUUCUUACUUCCAUUUUCCGAAUGAUCGAUACGUGCUGGAACAUUGGUAAUUUCAAUGCAGCUGUUGAAAUUCUGGUGGGAUUGAAAAGUGAAAAGUUGCGAUCAUUUUGGUUAUCGUUGAAACCUGAGGAAAAGAAAAAAUACGAACAGCUUUGUGAUGUCCUAUUACCCAGUAAUCAGACAGCUUUAUCGACUACUUAUCGAGAAGCGAUUCAAAGAGGUUUACGCAUGCCACAGUGCAAGCUGAUUCCUUUUUUCGGUGUCUUCUUGCGUGACCUAUAUGCUAUAGUAAACGAUAUGCCAAGCGUUGUGAUGACUGUUGAUGCAGAUGAUAAAGACGAGCUUGAGUUUAUGAAAGAACAAACUGACGACAGUUGUUGUGCGUCCGAAAUUGGUGUUAGUGGUUUGUUAAAUGCUGAUAAAAUCAGUCUAGUGGCUGUGGUACUUGAUAAUUUGGAAUUGUUUUAUCAUCAUUAUAAAAAUAUACCAUGUUUUGUUGUGGAUCCUGCCGGACCAAGUAUUGGGAAAGAAAAUCCAAAACCCAAGGGUUAUGACCCAGUGGAACCGGUAAAAGGUAUUGUAAGAAAUGCUACUUUGGUACCUCUGGAUACGAAUCGUUUUGAUCUGGAUGUAAUCCAGCGACUUCAUCAUGGUACCACAGUCAUUCAUUGUGACCCAUAUGCAGGUCGCAGCGCACUUUGUAUGCUGAAAUUGGAUGCCACUUGUGGCUUGUUGUCAUGGUGUAAAGUUGGUUAUUUGGGAACGAAGGAGAUAAAAGACAAAAAUGCAUAUAUCCCAUCGGUGGCACGAAUGCAAAGCGCAAAACCACAAAGUAUGACACCACUGGAGAGUCGCAAUCCUCCUUCAUCACCAAGUUUUCGACCAGCCGGAGCUGCCUGUACUGCACUGGAAUAUGGCUUUUUAAAUCUUUCCUAUGUCAAGUCCAUUGAAAAUAUUGACUCACACGACAUCGACAUUGAGAGCAUUUAUCGACGCCACAGCAACGACGAAAUGUCUGUGCAAAUGCACUGUUGGAGAAUAAAUUUUGGUUGUUAUUUGUCUGACAAUGAAUUUCUGUACUUUAUCGCACCAGAGAAAAGCGCCCAAUGCUGGAUAACUGGGCUAACAACUAUUGUAAACUACUUACUGGAGCAACAGAAAUGCGCAGAUCGACGAGUCCUAUGGCUUAAGAAGCUAUAUUUACAACUGUGCACUAAUUGCGAACAUGAUAGCGUCAUGGACGAAGGCAUUAUAUCUAGUCUACGGCCUUAUAAAGCUCUCCAAGCUUUCGGUGGCCAAACCGAAGGGUGGGAGGAUUCAGGUUUGCAAAGUUUCGUUACAAAACCACUUCAAUCGGGAACGAUUCGUUCUGCAGAAGUUACGGUGGGAAAAGGUUGUUUAAAACAAAUGACAAAUGCAGUUACGCGACGAAUGAAAUUCGUAAGUCGUGGUAGUGCUCAUCCACAAAGUCCAGAAUCAAUGAAGGCACAGUGCCAGUCACUACGAAAUUGCAUAAGUGGCCAACAGUGGACGAUAUCAGAUCCAAAUGUACCAAAGGCGAUAUCGAAAAAACGUGACAGUUCUUCAUCAACUGAUACUGCUAGUCUUCCCUCCUGGUACAAAUCCAGAAGGCUAUCAGCAAGAGCAUUAGCUUCUUUCUGGUUUGGGAAAAUAAAAAAAACAAAAGGUCUCGAAGACGCAAGUGAAAGUCCAACUGUCUACAAGGAGUUUUUGGUGUCUUCGAAAUCCUAUGAAGGAGGAUAUUCAGAGAAGCCAGUAACAUUAUUCGAAUUUAUUGAACUGUACAAAUUAUUUUGUGCGAACAUGCGAACAGAUUUAAAAGACAUUUUCAACGAUUUCCUCGUGAUGUCUGGAGGUGGCAAUGGAGGUGUAGCUAAGCAUGAACGAAAUCCAAACUUUGUACUAAUGGAACCAUCGCUUUCGGAUACUGAGUUUAUACCAAACGAUAUCCUCACAAGGAAUACUUUGACAACUCAGAACAUUGAUGGAAAGCAACAGAAGGUGUACAACGCACUAGCUCUUGCUAGUUUAAAUAGUACGGUCCUAACGAAUGCAUCAUUUCUAACUCCCACAAUGCUGAAACAAUUUCUUGCAAUACAUCAAAUGGAAAUUGUGGAUGAAGAUUAUGCUAUGAAGAUAAUACAGGAACACGAACCGGAUCCAGCUCAUCGAAGUAAUCAGCAACUUUCAUUUGGAGGAUUUGUGCGCUACAUGACAGAUCCAACAAAUUAUGCAUUUGUGCCUGAAGUAAUCAAACCUGAUCAAGAUAUGCUUCAUUAUCCGUUAAACUAUUACUAUAUUUGCUCAAGUCACAAUACUUACCUCACAGGUCAUCAGCUGAAAGGUGAAUCAUCCACUGAAAUGUAUCGCCAGGUGCUAUUGACAGGCUGUCGCUGUGUUGAAUUAGAUUGCUGGGAUGGUGAAAACGGCUUACCUCUAAUAUUCCAUGGUCAUACUUUGACAUCCAAAAUUGGUUUUCGUGAAGUACUCAGCGUUAUCAAAAAAAGUGCUUUCACUACUAGCAAUUUGCCUCUUGUUUUGUCAAUCGAAAAUCAUUGCUCACUUCAGCAGCAAGCAAGAAUGGCCCAAAUGUUUAAAAAUUACCUCGGGGAAAAACUUGUUACAUAUUUUUUGUUCGAAGCUGACUAUAGUAAUUCUCCACGACUUCCAUCACCAUGGCAGUUGCAGAAUAAAAUUUUAAUUAAAAACAAGAAAAUGAUCGCAGAACCAAGUGCUGGACUACGAAUGGAUAAAUACUUCGCCAGAAAUGGAGGCGAUCCAAUUCUGGAGCAGACCGAUGGAUUUUAUGGAAUAGACGAAGAUGACUUUGAAGAAUUUUAUGAUGAUCUAGAUGACGAAGAAGCUGAUUCGGAAAGUCCGAGGGUAACAAACCGAUUAUCAAAAGGCACGCCACUUCAAUCAUCCAGUGAAGCUGAGGAGGAGCACAAAUACGUUGUGUCCAGAUUAACGCAUGUGACAAGCGCAACAUUCGACUCGAAAACAGAUGAUGAACUGUUGUCCGUUAAUGCAGAAAGAGUGAUGCAAAGACCCAUUAAGAAAAUACCAGGACCUCCAGUUGCACCUGAGUUAUCGGAUCUAGUAAAUUAUAUGCAAGCUGCAAAAUUCAAGGGUUUUCCUGGCACGGUUAGUUUUUUUCAUCGACGAGAAGAAUCUGUCAAAUCCUCGAUGCCGAGAAUGUCUGGAGCAGGUUCUAAUUUAUUACCAAUAUCAACUCCACCACGACGGUUACGGAAUGCCACAUUAUCUGAUGGAGAAAAUAAAUGGAAAUCUAGCGAGGAUACUCGGUUUUCUUCUACUUCAUCGUCGAAGCCCAAUAGUAAUGCAUCGUGCUAUCAAGUUACAUCACUUAAUGAAUCAUCCGCCCGGAAACUUUCAAGGAAACACCCACUGAAAUUUAUCGCUUAUUCACGUGAGCAGAUUGUUAGAACGUAUCCUGGCGGUAUGCGCAUUGAUUCUUCCAACUUCAAUCCAGUCCAAUAUUGGGCAUUUGGUUUGCAAAUGGUUGCUUUGAAUUUUCAAACCACUGACACAGCAAUGGCCGUAAAUGCAGCAAUGUUCGAACAGACUGGGAAUUGUGGAUAUACUUUGAAGCCGAGGGUUUUAUGGGACGAUUCCCAUCCAUACUAUAAUCGUUUCAAUCCGCUCGGUAAAGAUACUACUUCAAUAUCCGCGUUGCUUUAUACAGUUACGAUAAUAUCAGGACAGCAUGUAUGCCCAAACCAACAUAGCGCUUCAACCUAUGUUGAGGUGGAAAUCAUCGGAAUACCAGCAGACUGUGCCAAAGAGAAGAGUAAAACAGUAAGCCGAAAUUCAGUGAACCCAAUUUGGAAACACACCUCAACAUUCCGGAUCGCUUUUGUUUAUCUGGCUUUUUUGCGAAUCUCUGUCUGCGAUAACACAAGUGGAAGAUGUAUGGCACAACGAGUGGUUCCUGUGCGCUGUAUUCGGGCAGGAUAUCGUCAUCUCCCAUUACGAACACCCACCAAUGUACCGAUGGAGCAGGGAACCAUAUUUUUGUAUUCACAUUUUGAACAAGAAGAACAUAUCUAUUUGCAUGACGAAGACAGUAAUUUCAACUGUAAUACUGAUCAGCAGUUCCAUCCUCAGACGCUCAAUAUCUCUCCGACGGCAACGGUAAAGGCAGUUCCCAUUCUCAAACGACAGAUUUUCGUUCUACGAAUAUCGGGCUUAUAUAAUGACGAUACACCAGUUAUUGUGCAUGCUGAAUCAUUCAGCACAGUGAGGAAUGUCGUGCAAAUGGCACUCACAAAUGUGGGAAAAAAUGCGGACACAGCUGAGGAAUAUGUUUUGAUUGAAGUAAACAGCAAUGAAAUGCUGAGUAACAGUGGUGAACAGCAAAACAUGCAAUCCGGGCAUCGUAUUUUACCAUUCAAAGAACUGAUCAUGAAUUUUGUUGCAUGCUGGAAUGGUUCCAUGCGACGUUUCGUCAUCAGGAAAAAAGGAAUGGAUCCUAGCGGUAGAGCUUGGAUUAGUUCUAUAAUCAAGGGUGGCGUGGGAACACCGCUGUCACUGUCAACGAUUCAGUCACCGCCUUGCGCUCAAUCUCCAUCGGAGAGAAAAGCAAAUAAUCGUUCUUUAGGGCAACACGCUGUACUUCAUAGAAUAAAAUCUUUGGAUCGAGAUGUUUUUAGCGAAAGGAAGAUUAUAACUGAUUUGCGUCCACUCACGCGUACUAUGAACGAAACUUUUCUGGUAUGUGUUCAUAACGUUAGCAGAGAUCAACCAUAUGUUAUUCUUCGACCGAGUAUUUACAGCACGGCCAAUGAUAUCAUCAAAGAAGUUUUCUUGAAAUCACGACAAACGAAUGUCACUGAAUCAGAAUAUGUGCUGGUUGAAGAAACAGUGAAGGAAACAAAAUCAGCUCCAAUUAGACCGCUGAAGUCGACCGUCUCUGGAAACAUUACCUUAUUCGGAGAGAAAAGUGCUGAGGUUGCAAAACCUUUUGAGUAUAAAAGCGUCUCUAUGCGAGUGCUGGCAUCGAAUGAAAUUGUCUGGAAAGCGCAAAGUGCAUGGAAAACAUCUGGACGUUUCAUACUGGAAAAUCGAGAACAUACCAUUCAUUCAACUAAAGAAAAAAUGAGAAGUUUGUUGCAAGCACUCGAGAAUGCGCACAUGGGUUCAUCACCAUCCAUUAGUCAUUAAGAAACUGUUGACUUGAAUAAUUUCGUUCAUCUGAACAAUUUUGCUCAAUUUCUAUAUUUUUCUUUCAAUUCAUCAGAAUUAUCCCCCAUCUACGUGCUGCAUAACGUAAUGUUUUCGUUGAAAAUUUGCUUGGACCAAAGUUUUGACUUCACUCAGUGAAGGGAAUUAUCUCUAGAAAGAAGCUGUCGAUACAGACCUCAGAAGGAGAUUGCGUGUUCAGAUACAUUAGUUUUUGUCAUCGGAUUUUUGGACUUUCUCUUC